AUGCAUUUAUUGCAACGGAGCACCGCACGACGAAAGGCGAUGCAUAUAUUGCAACUCGUGAGCCUGGCACUGCUGCAGCACGCCGCAGCGUUGCAGCUGCCUUGCUCGCCGCGGAGAAUUGGCCCGCUCGCCGCCUCACCCGUCUGCGAAUUGCAAGACGACGGUCCAGAGCUUGACACCAACGCCGCAGCAACACUACAAAGAGCGGGCCUGAACACGCCGGCUGCGGACGCGCUCGUGUUACGAGGGAUUGAUUUCGAGGACGACGGCGACACGCUCGAAGCACUAGAAGCCUACGAGGGCGCCGUCGAAUUGGACCCGAAUCACCCCGAUGCGCUGUUCCGGCUUGGCGCACUCAAUGUGCAGUUCGGCCUUACGGAAGACGCACGAGACCUAUUCCAUCGUGCGUUGGAUGCGGACCCGGACCACUCCGCGGCGGCGGCGUGCCUGCACCUUCUACAAGACGUCGACGCGACCGAGCUCGACGCGCAGCACGCGGCGUCGAUCGAGGCCGCGCGUGCCGAGGACGACGCCGUCGAGGAAGAGGUGGACCUCGUGCCCGUCGACGUCGCGCGACGGACGGCCGUCAAGCGGAUCCCGCGCUUCCUGACCGAUGCAGAAAUCGACGAAUUGACAGCGACGGCCACGGCCGUCGAGGCCGACGUCGGAGCGGUGCAGCGCCCGACGCGCGGCGGCGGCUGGUCUACGGUCUACCUCAACGCGGAACUGGGACGGCGGCUGCCGUGGUUACGGGAGCGGGUCUUCGCCGCGGCGUCCGAGGCGGAUCAGGAAUUGUGGGGCGGUAUACUAGAGGGCAAGGCCGUGAACCUGCGCUGCGCCGAGUAUCACACGGUAACGCCGCCCGGGAACCUAGCCUUCGAACGGCACUACGACCACGGGUCCCUGAUUACCAUAGACAUCAUGCUCUCGGACGCGACGGCCUUCGACGGCGGCGCCUUCGCGACGUCGGAGCCGGGCGACUACAUGCUUCAACAUCCGUUCGAGAAAGGGGACCUGCUCCUCUUCCUGAGCCACAAGUACCACUGCGUCUCACCUGUUGAGAGUGGUACUAGGAACGUGUCUGCCUGUGUGGAAAUCAACCAGUGUGUCGGGUGCAUCAUCACGUGGCCGCGCUGGCUCCGUCGAGCGGCGAGGAACCUGCAUCGCCACGCCAUCGAGCAGGUGUCGCGUCGAUGGCGUGGUGGUCGACGCGGCGAUUCAGGACGAACGCGCCGAAAAUUUGAUUUCCACACAGGUACUCGUCGCCGAGUUGUGGGAGGGCGACGAGCGCGAACCCGCGGACGGGCGGUGCGACCAGCGGUACGGUGCACGCGCGCCCGACGCACCCACGGUCGACCGAAGAGAUCAACCCUCCGGGCAGGACGUUUUCUCCGGAUUGAAUUCAUAACAUGUGUACU
Pelagomonas calceolata is the source of this 1418-nucleotide messenger RNA. The record is from the annotation of a GenBank genome assembly. Lineage: Eukaryota; Pelagophyceae; Pelagomonadales; Pelagomonadaceae.